This is a messenger RNA of Fusarium odoratissimum NRRL 54006, 366 nucleotides long. RefSeq lists its product as uncharacterized. The coding region runs from base 1 to 366 and encodes 121 amino acids. The transcript is spliced from 2 exons. Lineage: Eukaryota; Fungi; Ascomycota; Sordariomycetes; Hypocreales; Nectriaceae. The record is from RefSeq and is a predicted model, not a curated record.
AUGAGCUUCGUCUAUGACUCCACCAUUAUUCACUCCGACUCUGCUCACGUCACGCAGGGUAGCCUUGACCACGAAGCUCGUAGUCUAUGCUCUUUGGUUGAGGAGCAGAGAUCGUCAACAGAUUCGAGCUCUCGUCCCAUCAUCCUGGUCGCUCACAGUCUUGGCGGAUUAGAACGCACAAGGCAUGAUGUCGAGGCUGUAGCGAGGGAUGUGGCCGGCAUGGUUUUCCUCGGCACCCCUUUUGCUGGCUCAAAUGCAGCCAAGUGGGGAGAGCUGGUCCGCAAGAUCUUCAAUGUCGUGAAAAAGACUGAUCAAAAUACGCUCAAGACACUCAAGGAGUACUCAGAUGAUCUACAAGAACUUUGA